GAAGAAGAAGAAGAAGAAUCAGCUCUUUUUACUGUGUCACUUUUUCGUCAUGGCAGCUACCAGCUGGGAAGACUCCGUCAAAAGUCUGAAAGGUGUGAUUUUAGACAUGUGCGGCGUGUUAUAUGAUGCUGGAGAAGACGGCGGCACACCAAUUCCAGGUUCCGUAGAAGCGGUGAAAAGGCUAAAGGCCUCGGACCUGCAGGUGCGUUUCUGUACCAACGAGACCCAGGCCACACGGGAGGUGUUUGUAGCCAAGCUGCAGAGGAUGGGCUUUGAUAUCUGUGUGUCUGAGGUGUUCUCUCCUGCCCCGGCUGCUGUGGCUGUGCUGAAGGAGAGGGGGCUACGACCCCACCUGCUGGUCUAUGACGGUGUUGUCCCUGAGUUUGACAGUGUUGAAAAGGCCAACCCAAACUGUGUUGUCAUAGGAGACGCAGCAGAGAAGUUCUCCUACCAGAACCUCAACGAUGCCUUCAGAGUUCUCAUAGGGCUGGAGAAACCAGUACUGUUCUCUCUGGGCAGAGGGAAGUACUACAAGGAGGAUGAAGGCCUGAACCUGGAUGUUGGGGUUUACAUGAAGGCAUUGGAGUAUGCCUGUGAUGUAGAAGCUGAGGUCAUCGGGAAGCCAGACCCCAUGUUCUUUCAGAAAGUUCUGGAUGACAUGAGGAUUCAGUCACACCAGACUCUGAUGAUUGGUGACGAUCUGGUGAAUGAUGUGGGCGGGGCCCAACACUGUGGAAUGAAGGGUGUCCAAGUGAGGACAGGAAAAUACAGGACCUGAGCCCUAGGACCAUGCCCCAGGACUACCUGACAUGAUGACUCCUUGCUGUCCCCAGUCCACCUGGCCAUGCUGCUGCUCCAGUUUCAACUGGCCUGGGCCCUAGGACCAUGUCCCAGGACUACCUGACAUGAUGACUCCUUGCUGUCCCCAGUCCACCUGGCCAUGCUGCUGCUCCAGUUUCAACUGUUCUGCCUUACUAUUAUUCAACCAUGCUGGUCAUUUAUGAACAUUUGAACAUCUUGGCCACGUUCUGUUAUAAUCUCCACCCGGCACAGCCAGAAGAGGACUGGCCACCCCACAUAUGCUCUCUCUAAUUCUCUCUUUCUUUUCUCUCUCUCGGAGGACCUGAGCCCUAGGACCGUGCCCCAGGACUACCUGACAUGAUGACUCCUUGCUGUCCCCAGUCCACCUGACUGUGCUGCUGCUCCAGUUUCAACUGUUCUGCCUUAUUAUUAUUCGACCAUGCUGGUCAUUUAUGAACAUUUGAACAUCUUGGUCAUGUUCUGUUAUAAUCUCUACCCGGCACAGCCAGAAGAGGACUGGCCACCCCACAUAGCCUGGUUCCUCUCUAGGUUUCUUCCUAGGUUUUGGCCUUUCUAGGGAGUUUUUCCUAGCCACCGUGCUUUUACACCUGCAUUGUUUGCUGUUUGGGGUUUUAGGCUGGGUUUCUGUACAGCACUUUGAGAUAUCAGCUGAUGUACGAAGGGCUAUAUAAAUACAUUUGAUUUGAUUUGAUUUGAUUUAGUGUGUGUGUGUGUCCCCAACGCACAGCUACAACUCAGGGCCCUAGUGUGUGUGUGUGUGUCCCCAACGCACAGCUACAACUCAGGGCCCUAGUGUGUGUGUGUCCCCAAUGCACAGCUACAACUCAGGGCCCUAGUGUGUGUGUGUGUCCCCAACGCACAGCUACAACUCAGGGCCCUAGUGUGUGUGUGUGUCCCAAUGCACAGCUACAACUCAGGGCCCUAGUGUGUGUGUGUCCCCAAUGCACAGCUACAACUCAGGGCCCUAGUGUGUGUGUGUGUCCCCAACGCACAGCUACAACUCAGGGCCCUAGUGUGUGUGUCCCAAUGCACAGCUACAACUCAGGGCCCUAGUGUGUGUGUGUCCCCAACGCACAGCUACAACUCAGGGCCCUAGUGUGUGUGUCCCAAUGCACAGCUACAACUCAGGGCCCUAGUGUGUGUGUGUCCCCAA
Molecule: messenger RNA, 1975 nt
Organism: Oncorhynchus nerka (sockeye salmon)
Lineage: Eukaryota; Metazoa; Chordata; Actinopteri; Salmoniformes; Salmonidae
Product: phospholysine phosphohistidine inorganic pyrophosphate phosphatase-like
Exons: 7
Coding region: 50-778 (242 amino acids)
Biological process (GO): dephosphorylation
Cellular component (GO): cytosol
Molecular function (GO): phosphatase activity; inorganic diphosphate phosphatase activity
Source: RefSeq, a predicted model, not a curated record